UUCUUUUUUUUUUCUUUUUCUAUAUUUUUCUUUCAUAUGUCCUCUAAACGUUUAAGUCUUGGUAGCCACUUUCUGAGCACAAAAAAAAAGGGAGAUUUAACCGAACUUUUCUCGAGUUUUGAUAAAGAUAACAAUGGUAGAAUAUCGUAUUCUGAAUUACAAGAUAUGCUUCAAUCAGCAGGCAUUAAUAGUGCGGCGAUUCCAUCCAUGUUGAAAGAUGCGCAUGCGGAUCUGGACAAGGAUGGCUGUUUAGCUUACGAAGAUUUCGCUAGACUAAUGCGACCGACAUUGUCAGACCCACAUCGUUCAACUUCUAAACAACAAGAGCUGAAGGAAGCCUUUGAGGCUUUUGACAAGGAUGGCGAUGGGUUUAUUAAUGUUGCUGAAUUGCAAGCCAUGAUGGAGAAAUUAGGUGAUAAAUUGACCUUAGCCGAGGCACAACAGUUGAUUGGAGAAGUGGAUUUGGAUAAAGAUGGUGUGGUGAAUUUACAUGAAUUCAUGAUGAUGAUGACCGGCUCGAAUUCAACACAACAACAUAAUCAAGAAGAGUGUACGCAUCAUCAUCAUAAGUUAUCUGUAAGAAGAUUGUUCUGUAGCCACAAAUAGUUUUCGCACACAUAUGAUAAUGUGACGAAAAAAUGCCUAGUGCUCAAAUUUUUUUUUUUUUUUAUAAAAAUUGUACUAUAUAUGAUAACACUUGUCACCCCUUGAAUGACACUCUUUUGUUUGUUUUUCGUAUAGAGUAUCAUGCUCAUGUUUCAAA
Molecule: messenger RNA, 763 nt
Organism: Mucor mucedo
Lineage: Eukaryota; Fungi; Mucoromycota; Mucoromycetes; Mucorales; Mucoraceae
Exons: 2
Coding region: 37-606 (189 amino acids)
Molecular function (GO): enzyme regulator activity; calcium ion binding
Source: RefSeq, a predicted model, not a curated record